CAGAUGCAAUGUUGCCAAACGGACCAUUAAUUCCAGGACAGACGUGCGCGUUUGCGAGGGGGUGGGAAGGACGGAGAGGGUCUGGUUCACUCCAGGAAAGAGUGACGCCACUAUGUCGGAAGAGUGAAAAAGUGACGUGGGAGCGGAGGUACCGAGGCUUGUGCGCGGCGAUGACUUGAUCGAUCGAUGCGGUCCACAUCAGGCUGAUGAUCAGCCAGGAAGCGCGGCGUGUACGUGUGUAAACACACACACAGUCACAGAGCCCAGUUGACACUGUGUCGCACGCGGUUUUUUUUUUUGUACGUUUUCGGGGCGGCAGUGAGUGAAGCGGUGUGUGUGCUGUAAGAGAGCGCACUGAAACAGGAGUCUGCCGUUCACGUAGCUGAGCAUGAUGAUCGUGAUCAUGUCUCACGGAUGUCUGCGGUUCUCCACCACGGCGUCCUGCUGCUGCUGCUGCUGCUGAGCGAAGGAGGGACUCGUGUCGUGAGCCAUGGCAGCCAAGGAGGACCUUCUCUCCGGAGUCCCUCCGCGGAGGCUCCGGCAGAGCCGGCCUGGAGCCCUGAAACAGGGAGCGAACCUGGAGCUGCUGCUGUCCAUGGGCUUCCCGAAAGACAGAGCCCUGAAAGCUCUGGUGUCCACGGGGGGGAGGAGUGUGCAGGCCGCCUGUGACUGGCUCUUCUCUCAUGUAGAUGACCCAUUUCUGGAUGACCCCUUGCCCCGGGAGUUUGUACUGUACCUGCGGCCCAGUGGACCCCUGCUGCAUCAGCUGUCUCACUUCUGGCAGCAGUCGCGCCUCACUUGCGGCAAGAACAAGGCACAUAACAUCUUUCCCCACAUCACGCUCUGCCAGUUCUUCAUGUGCGCAGACACAAAGGUGGAGGCUCUGUGUGAGGCCCUGGAGACCACUGUGGGCCAGUGGAGAGGUCGUUUCCCCAGCCUGCUCCCUCUGGAGCUCUACACCUCCUCCAGCUUUAUUGGCCUCUUUGUGGAAGAGCAGGUUGCUGAGGUGCUGAAGAAGUUUGCAGCUGACUUCUCCUUGGAGGCUGCCACACAAGCAGAUGUCCAUGUGGAGCCUCAUAAAAAGCAGCUCCAUGUUACCUUGGCCUACCAGUUCCAGCCCAGUCAUUUGUCCUCCCUGGAGAAGCUAGCAAAGGGAAUUGAAGUGUCUCUGAGCUGCGACUGGCUGGCUGUCCUUCUUUCCCGGGAUAUCAGAUUUGCCAGUCAUGAGACGCUGCGGGUCAUGUACCCCUAUGUGCCACAGAAUGAGGAUGAGCUGGAACUGGUGCCUGGUGACUUUAUCUUUAUAUCUACCAUGGAGCAAGGCAGCACCAGCGAAGGCUGGGUCUGUGGCACCUCUCUGAAUACUGGCCUGUCUGGCUUGCUGCCUGAGAACUACGUUGCCCGGGCUGAUGAGUCGGACACUUGGGUCUUCCACGGGUCCCACUCUUUCCUCAGCUGUACACCCCCCUCUAGCUUGUUAUCUGUGGGUAAUGAAGUUUGCGAUGGGCUGCUGGACGGCCCUUUCAUUGACAAUUCCGGUUCCAUCAGUCAGCGCCAACUUGGCGUUGUGUGUCAUCCAAUGCAGGUAUUGCGAGUUACUGGCCAGUCCCAGUUACCGAAGCGAACAUUGUUUGUCUGUCGCCAUGGGGAGAGGAUGGAUGUGGUUUUUGGGAAACAUUGGCUCUCCCAGUGCCUAGAUGGAAAAGCAGGGCGUUAUGUGCGCACCAACCUCAACAUGCCCCAGACUCUCCCUCUGCGGGCUGGGGGGUAUCGCGACUAUGACAAGGAUGCCCCUAUCACCGUGUUCGGGUCCACGCAGGCCCGACUUGUGGGGGCGGCUUUACUGGAGAGUAACACGACAAUUGACUUUGUGUACUGCUCGCCAUCCCUGCGAUGUGUACAGACAGCUCAAAACAUCCUGAAAGGUAUGCAGCAGGAAGGCAGGAGGAAGAUUCGGGUUGAACCGGGGCUUUUUGAAUGGACCAAAUGGGUCUCGGGGUCCUCCUUGCCUGCUUGGAUGCCACCUUCUGACCUUAUUUCGGCCAACCUGAGUGUAGACACAACAUACAGACCUCAUAUUCCAGUUAGCAAGUUAGGUGUCUCUGAGUCCUAUGACACCUACAUCAGCCGGAGCUUCCAGGUCACCAAGGACAUCCUGUUGGAAUGCAAGAACAUGGGAAACGCUGUGCUGAUUGUGGCACAUGCCUCUUCCUUAGAGGCUUGCACUCGUCAGAUCCAGGGUCUCAGUCCCCAGAAUGCUAAGGACUUUGUACAAGUGGUCCGGAAGAUUCCAUAUCUGGGCUUCUGUGCAUGUGAAGAGAAGGGAGACACAGGGGUGUGGCAGUUGGUGGACCCACCCAUCCUACCACUCACACACGGCCCGAACCACAGCUUCAGCUGGAGAGAGACCCUGCUGCAGGACUGAGACAGUCAUGCCUACUGUCUGAAGCCCAGCCUAGGAACUCCACCUCUUGUAUGACCCAUCUGUCAUAAACAUGGACAGUGCUCUCAAGUCAGACCUUCAUGCUCUUUAUAUUUAUAUACGUACCUUUACAUACAUAUUUAUAUACCUUUUGGUCUGAUUUGACAGUAGCAUACAUAUUUUACCUUAGGCUGGGUUUUGAUAUCCAAAGUGCACAUGCUAGGGCAGAGCUGCAGCUCAGGACACACACAGCACAGUUGCUGCUUUGCCAGGUUCAGUGAGAUGUUUGUAGCCUGUUAAUCUCCAGUGUUUAGACCACAUUGCACAAAAUGUUGAAUGCUGGGAGUUAAAGCACCCUUUAAAGUGCUAGCUGGCAGUUAUGACAAAGGUAGUGUUAUGUGGCCGGUGUAUUCCUUCAUGGCCUUGGCCCACUUGUGUGGAGCUCUUUUGACCCUUGAUGAUCCUCUCUCAAAACAAACAUAAUGUGGUCUCAUCUUGAGGGAAAACGGGAAAAGCCCAUUUUGCUUUUUUUGCUGCUGUGGAAAGCAAAAUCUGUUCUUCCUCCAGCACAAACCAUCAAGUCCAUUUUAUAAUGUCAUAAAGCACAAAUGGCAGUGUAAACAUUUGGCUAUGGUUUGUAUUUGAGAUGAGGCUGAAGAAAAUAUGACUUAGCAUUUGACCGAGCUCAAGGGAUGCCACACAUGCUGUCGUAUAACUCUUUUAUCUUACUAUGUGGGAGCAAUUGCAAUAAUGCAUAAGGCAACAAAAGCAAAGUAACAAUAUUAAUGAGGUUUGCACAAAUGAAAAGCACCUUUGAAGGAAAAUAUGUGGUCAAAUCCUGUCAAAAUUUGUUAGGGGUAGAUCUUACGUGCUUUAAGAUGGUGAAGCUGGAACUUUUUUGUCACAUUUGGCCAAAAGAAACCUUUCACUGGUGCACCAUUUCAGAAGAUAUACUUUUUUGCAGUAUAUUAUGUGUCAGGCUUCAGGGAUUCAAUGUUUUACAUGUUGCAGUGUUUGCCUAGAUCACAAUAUUUUCUGUCACAUCUUAUCUGCCUCACAAUUCUGUCUUUGUUGCAGCAGAACAUGUCAGUGUAAUUGUUUUUGUUUGUCCUCACAUGGGUUUUCAAGGAAAUAUGAUUUCUUCUGAAUUUAAAUAGUUGAUGUAAUCGAGUGAAAUCAUGAGCAGUUUCAUUACGGAAAAUUCCAAAACACUGUAUAAAAAUGAGCAGUUACACCGCAGUUUGGAUGUUUGCCUCAGAAAGAAUGUCUUCCCUGACCAUACUGACGGGUUGCAACCUCUAAGCCUGAGGUGUUUUGUACAGACGUAUGUUAUUGUUACUGGGAGUGGUGUGCGACACAAUGAAGAAGCUGUUGGCUGUGCUGUACAGCCAGUUUAUGUAUUUUAUUGAGGGUGAAAGACUGAGUGGCUGUAUGUUCUUGAUGUACUGCUGUCAAGCUAUGCUAUUGUAGAGAAUAAUACCUUCUCUCUUGUCUAGUUUUGUGUUUCCAGUUAUUGCUUUUGUUACAUCAUGAUUGUCAAAACAAAUCUUAUUGUUCUUCCCAAAGAUGCUGAUGCUUUGUUAUGGAGCCAAUACUGAUAUUUUAAACCCAUAAAACUCUUGUUUUUACAAUAUAUUUACAAUACAUUAUAUAUGGAAUGCAAGAGGUGACAUUUAAUGUCUCGUUAAUAUUCUAACACCACCUAUAAUUCAUGCAGUGUUUACAGAACACCAGUAACAGUGUUAUAGUGACUUCUAUGAAACUACUGAAAUUUAAAAUUGCCACUAAAGUACAUGCCUGUUUUUUACCGCUUUCCUCUUUUGUGUGGAAUGAAGUUGUUCCUUUUAGCACUGUGGGCUAGCACUGUCUGACUCCAGCUGUGUAACUUUGUGUUUCAGCAAAACGGAUAAAUAUUUGAGAAACGGAGGGUUGGAAGGACAGCUGAGUGUGCUUAGUGCUUUGCAGUCACUUCAGUGUCUUUGUGCUGUUGUGUCCCAGUAACUAUUACAAUAAAGGGUGUGUGUGUGUGUGUGUGACUGAUUUAAAACACUUCCUGUACUCAAACCGAAAAUCAAACUCAAUACAAAUAUGGUUGACAGCAUGUGUCCUGUUUCUCUGUACAAUAUUAACUCAGGAUUACACCAGUUAUAAACAAUCAAUGAUAUAAUAAACAGCAGCUAGCCCAGAGUAGAGAUGUGCCCUUCUGAUCCCAAAAAUUACCCAACUGUAGAAAUGCGUGAAUAAAUAUGUAUCUUA
Molecule: messenger RNA, 4678 nt
Organism: Scleropages formosus (Asian bonytongue)
Lineage: Eukaryota; Metazoa; Chordata; Actinopteri; Osteoglossiformes; Osteoglossidae
Product: ubiquitin-associated and SH3 domain-containing protein B-like
Exons: 14
Coding region: 491-2425 (644 amino acids)
Molecular function (GO): protein binding
Source: RefSeq, a predicted model, not a curated record